This is a messenger RNA of Alligator mississippiensis (American alligator), 1735 nucleotides long. RefSeq lists its product as uncharacterized. The record is from RefSeq and is a predicted model, not a curated record. NCBI's taxonomy places the organism in Eukaryota, Metazoa, Chordata, Crocodylia, Alligatoridae. The transcript is spliced from 4 exons. Bases 397 to 1569 code for a protein of 390 amino acids.
UUUUCUUUUAAUUUUUUAAGCAAGUGGCAGUUCUACUUAUUUCUUUACUUUGCUGUUGUUUUAACACUAGAAAUAUCAGCGCCGUUCCCCUCUGAAGUUUGGUACUGCAUCUGGAUGCCACAGGAGGACUCUGAGAAUGGAGAUGUGGCUGUUUAUUGUGGCACUGUGUCUGACGCAAGGAACAGGCAGAUCAAAGGAUAAUGGAGGAAAAGGUCAUGUGAAUCCUGAACAAUUUAUGACUGUUAGAGAGAUGAUCCACUCCAAAGGAUACCCCAGCGAGGAGCAUGAAGUCCUGACAGAUGAUGGCUAUUACCUUGGCAUGAACAGAAUUCCUCAUGGUAGAGACAGUCCUGGGAGCACAGUUUCCAUUUCAGACGGCUGAAUUCGAUAUCUUCCAUGUUGUAUGCCAACCUUUUUAUGAGCCACCUGGAAGAAGACUUCCUCAAGAACUGCACCAUCAAACCCUUGCUGUACUUACGAUAUAUCGAUGACAUCUUCAUCAUUUGGAGUGAGAACCGGGAAUCUCUAAUUGAGUUCCACCAGAAAUUCAACAGUCACCAUCCCUCCAUCCGACUUUCUUUAGAAUACUCCAGCACCAACAUCCCCUUUUUAGACACAAUGAUCAGUAUCCAGAAGGGUGAAAUACAGACCACAGUAUACAAGAAACCCACAGACCAACACACGCAUCUGCACAGAACCAGCAAUCACCCGAAACACACCAAAAAAACUGUGAUAUACAGCCAAGCCCUCAGAUACCACCACAUCUGUACUGAAGAGAACACCCGGGAUUGCCACCUCACCAAUCUUAAAAAGGCUUUCACCCAGCAAGGACACUCCUCCAGAGAGGUAGAUCGCACGUUUGAAAGAGCCACCUGGAUACCACGUGAAGAACUGCUGCAGUACAGAAGAAAAACACCCACAAAUUGCACACCGUUGGUUAUGACCUAUCACCCAUCCCUUGAACCUAUACGGAAAAUCCUCAAAAAAUUGCAACCCAUAUUAGAAAAAGACCCUAUUCUUAAAAAAAUCUUUCCAGAGCCACCCAUCCUAGCCUUCAGACAAGCACCGAACCUUGCCAACCUCAUCACCAGAAGCAAACUUCCUCAACCCCAGAACACACCAAAAGGAUCCAGACCGUGCCAUGACAAGAAAUGCAAAACCUGCCCCCACAUCUCCACCACCUCCACUAUUACUACACCCCACAACAGAGCCAUCAGCAUCCCAGGAUCUUACAGCUGCACCUCCAGGAAUGUAGUAUACCUCAUCCAAUGCACCAAAUGCCCUGAUGGAAGAUAUGUAGGAGAGACCAGACAACAACUGCACACUAGAAUGAACGCACACCGGAAAUCCAUCAAAGACAGAAACACCCAAUUACUGGUGGGGGCACAUUUCUCACAGGAGGGCCACUCUCUCUCCAAUCUCUCAGUCCUGAUCCUCAAGGGAAACUUACACAACACAUCCCAGAGACGAGCCUAUGAGCUCCAUUUCAUCAACCUGCUGGAUACUAGAGAUCAGGGACUAAACACAGACAUUGGAUUUUUGAUACAUUAUAAUCUGCCUGGCAACUGACUCCCCAGCCCAGCCCCUGGCUUGUUUACUUUUCAUUCCAUCCAGGAAGAGCACGCAGGAACUGCUGCAGCGUCCUUAGCCUGGCGAAGGGUUUUUGAACCCGAAAGCUUGCUUAAUAACUAUUCUCCAACCAUUUGUGUUGGUCUAAUAAAAGAUAUCAAAUUCA